UGGAAAUACAACUCAACGUGGACCUUCUCAGAGUGGACUUUGGAGAUGAUAUAGGACACGUCUGCCUGCUGUGAAUCGAGAGUUAUUCUGGAAAUUUCGUUUUUGCUUGAGAUUGACGACUGUAGAAUCAAUGUGGUGGCUCGAAACUCACCUAAACGUUGACACGUCUUGGGAGUGAUGCACUGGCUUCCCCUGGUUGCCAUGGUGAUCGCCUCGGCCCUGCCUUUCCCUCAAAGUCCUGUUCCCAGGCUUGUUGCCGCGACGAAAGAGCCUGGCAGAAACGACAGCAACACCAGCAGCAUCCCGACAGCUGAGAUCAGCAUGCCAACCAACUCAUCAGUAGACAAUGACUCCCAUGAUGCUGUUUCUCACAACAACUACAGCACACAUGACGGAGCUCCUCACAGAACAGUCGACAAGCAGAGCGCAUUUACACAAGACGAGGACAAUAAAUCCAAGGGUAGAGCAAACUCAGAGAAUCUUUUAAAAGAACACAUUUUUUUCAAUAACACAAAACAGGACUACACAGGUGGAGGUAGGACUAGCGGAGCAGAUGCCUUCAGGUCGCGCGAUCAUAGGGAAUACAAAUCACAAAAAAGUCUGGCCAAAAAGGCCAGUUCCUCAAGCAACAACAUUCUCAAGGACUAUCAGCUUGAACGUAGCCAGUUUCAUGAAGAAAGCAGUACUGAGGCAGGUCAUCUUAAAGAUGACAGAAACGCAAUUAGUAAACUGAAAGAUGGGCCUCUUGAAGGUCCUAAAGUUGCUCCAGAGAGCUCUCCAGUGCAGGAAACUCUGGAUGAAGCUCAAACGGAUGGGAGCCCCAUUGGAAAAGAGUUGGCAGAGCCAAAUGGAGGGUUUGGAACAGAACCUGGCUUUGGGAUCGACAAUGUACGCCUACGAGAAGAAGAUCAGCUGCUUUUGCUGGACGCUCAUCCCCGGGUACUCUUCUCCCCAGCUCUUUCCCCACCCAAACACCCACCUCUGCUCCUAAUGCUGGAGUUGGGUUUGCUGGCUGAUGAUUUUGAGGAUGAGGAAAGCCACACGGUGGAUGUUACCACACCCGGUCACGGAGGCGACAAAGAGACAUACAGGAACUUACUAUUGGGUCUCUCUGAUUCUGACGGCCACUUUCCAAGCGUUCGCCGCAAGCGUCAGGUCGGCCACACCACGCAAGGUCGUGAGCGCUCUGUAUGUGAGGCUGAAAGCGGGUGGGUGACCGACAAGAAGACCGCGGUGGACCACCGGAGCAAAACCGUCACUAUUCUGCAAGAGAUCCAGACCCAGACUGGGCCGCUGAAGCAGUACUUCUUCGAAACGAAGUGCCGUAAACCACUUCGGCAAGGGAACAGUGAAGGGCAGGGGGUGGAGGGGGCGGGCUGCUUGGGGGUGGAUAAGAAACAUUGGAUGAGCAGGUGCGAAACCAAACAGUCAUACGUACGCGCGCUCACCUCUGACGACAACAUGAGGAUAGGCUGGAGGUGGAUCCGUAUUGACUCCUCUUGCGUUUGUGUUCUGCUCACUAGAGGAACGUACAACACUGAGAGGAAGUUCGACAGGGCAAGAGAGCGAGAGGGCAGAAGGUACAGAUAGUUCAACAAAGGACUGACACAGAGUUGAAAGAUCAUGUUAAUGAAAGGGACUGUUCUGGUCCACUGUGUGGGGAUAUUUCUUUUCCAGAUGUUUCUGCAUCUCACUCGACAAAACCUUAUUACUGUACCCCACUGUCUCGCUGAGGGAUAGUUAUGAAAAUGAAAACAUAUUUGCCCUCAUGUUGCUCAAAAACCAUAUGAUGUAUUUUUGUUCAUGGAACAUAAAAUGAUACAAGUGGCACCAAAAAGUUUUUGGACACUUUAAGUGGCAUUUGCAAACAAAUGAUGGUAGAGCUUUUCUCAGAACUAACUUCACUUUUCUGAGGCACUUUUUCCAGUUUUUAACCAACUGCUCUUGAGGUGGAAGUCAAUUCCCAUCAAAUUCACACAGUCAUUAUAUCAACGCUUGAACAAAGUUUGACCACGUUAAAGUGUUCAAGACUUUUGUCUUCAUUUUGAACAAUAUAUGUAUUGAUUCAUAUUUAAAGACAUAACAAAAGUUUGCUUGUGCUUUUUCAUUUAUACAUUUUAAUUGAGGCUUAAGUGUCCAAAUAGUUUUUGGGGUCACUUUACAUUUAGCAUAUUUCAUCAACAAAACCUGGCUGUCAAGCUCCAAGACAGCACUAUAAAAGUUGUCAAUACAACUUGAGGACUAAAUCAAAAUCCCUUUUAAGGAAACUCAGUUCACUUAUCAUCCAUAUUUGCAACACCUCUAGGCAGCUAUUUUGGUCAUGCAAGACCAAAUCUACUUAUAUGGGGGAAAUACCAAAAAUCUCAAAAACCAAACUCACAAUUAAAUUGCAUAUUUCAAAUCAACACGAACUGAAACAUGAAAUUUGACAUUAACUGUCAUAUGUUGUUUUAUUAACAAAGUUUGGGAGGAGCACGUUCAGAUAAUGUACCCAAUCAGUGCAACAGGAGGCUUAUAUAUAGAGCUGACUUACCUCUAUUCCAUGACAGUUUUUUCAGCAUCCUUCCUCCAACUCCUCGCUUGCGAUUAUACCUAUCCCAGCCUGGGAUGGGGGGGGGGGGGGGGGGGGGGGGG
Messenger RNA from Ctenopharyngodon idella (grass carp), 2634 nucleotides. RefSeq lists its product as uncharacterized. Gene Ontology annotation, biological process: positive regulation of peptidyl-serine phosphorylation; memory; cell surface receptor protein tyrosine kinase signaling pathway. Lineage: Eukaryota; Metazoa; Chordata; Actinopteri; Cypriniformes; Xenocyprididae. The transcript has 2 exons. The record is from RefSeq and is a predicted model, not a curated record. Gene Ontology annotation, molecular function: nerve growth factor receptor binding; growth factor activity. Bases 178 to 1590 code for a protein of 470 amino acids.